AUGUCGGAAAGCGCAUCGACUAGGCGAGUUUCCAAGAGAAAGAAAGCUGCAGAAGAUGAAUCGGAAAACUCUUCUGGUGGUAGCGGAGGGACAGGGAAGGGAAAGGGAAGGGCAUCCUCGAACGACGGCAACGUUGCGGUGAAGGUGGACCCUGAAGGGUCUGGUGAAGGGUUCAUCGAGCGAAUCCGUAAACAAAAGACGGAGAUAGUGCAUCUACGCAAAAGGAUCGCGGAAUUGGAGGGGGGGAACGCGAAGCUCACUCGGCGCGUCCAGGAGUUAACGUCUACGGUGACGAAGUCGGACAUGUUGGCCAAGGAGGGAAAGAAUUGUUUGAGGGAGGCCUCGGUUGCUAUUUCGAGAUUACAGGAGGUCAUCGUAGGGGAGAAGGAGGAUGGUAACUUGUGGGGGGAAGACGCCUCUGACACAGCGUGA
This is a messenger RNA of Coprinopsis cinerea okayama7#130, 432 nucleotides long. RefSeq lists its product as hypothetical. The record is from RefSeq and is a predicted model, not a curated record. Bases 1 to 432 code for a protein of 143 amino acids. The transcript is spliced from 4 exons. NCBI's taxonomy places the organism in Eukaryota, Fungi, Basidiomycota, Agaricomycetes, Agaricales, Psathyrellaceae.